CACAACUUCACACCACAAACCUCUCUCUCAAGUCUCAAGCUUCUUCCUCAUCUUUAUUUGUUUUUUUUAAUUAUAUUUUGUUAACAUGACGCCGACAGUUAAAACGGCGGCCGUCAAAACCAACGACGGUAUCGGAGUCCGUUACAGAGGAGUGAGGAAGAGGCCAUGGGGACGUUACGCAGCCGAGAUCAGAGAUCCUUUCAAGAAGUCUCGUGUAUGGCUCGGUACUUACGACACUCCUGAAGAUGCGGCUCGUGCCUACGACAAACGUGCCAUCGAGUUUCGUGGUGCCAAAGCCAAGACCAAUUUCCCUUAUUACAACAACAACAACUACAGCAACGAGAGCUUGAGCCUGAGCCAGAGCCAUAGCACAGUUGAAUCAUCUGUUCCUGAUCUCAACAACCGUGGAUCUGACUCCAUCAGUUCCAGAUUCCCUUUCCCGAAGAUUCAGGUCAAGUCUGGGAUGAUGGUGUUUGAUGAAAGGAGUGAAUCUGAAUCGUCGUCGUCUGUGGUGAUGGAUCUUAGCUCAGAAGGAGGAGGAGGACGACGAGUCGUCUUGGACUUGGAUCUUAACUUCCCUCCUCCACCCGAUCAGAACUAAUGAUUUUUAUAUCUUGGGAUUUUAAUUAUAAUUAUUAGAAUAAUUAAUUAAAAUGUUUCUUGAUUGAGUAUUAAUUGAUCAUCAAGUAUACUAGAAAGAUUUUUAAGUUUUAAGUGGUGCCAAUUGUUUUUUUGUCAUCAGCAGAUUGUUUAAAAGAAUUUUAGUUGUUGAGAACGUGUUUUGUUCUAAUCUGUUGAUGUCUUUUUAUAUUAUUUUUAAUUAAUUGUAGUUCUGAUCAAAUAAUACUCUUGUUUUGGCAUCAA
Molecule: messenger RNA, 864 nt
Organism: Camelina sativa (false flax)
Lineage: Eukaryota; Viridiplantae; Streptophyta; Magnoliopsida; Brassicales; Brassicaceae
Product: ethylene-responsive transcription factor 11
Biological process (GO): regulation of DNA-templated transcription
Molecular function (GO): DNA-binding transcription factor activity; DNA binding
Source: RefSeq, a predicted model, not a curated record